CUGACAGCAGCCCUUCCCCCCCCCAGCAGAGGCCCAGGAGCUCCGGCACACGCCACGAAGGCGCCGACCCCGCAAACCCACCCUUGGGCUGAAGGGCUCUGCAGGUUCAGAGGGUCCUGGCAGCUUUAAACCAAACCAGCUGCGGAACUGGGAAAAGCUCUGCUGGGAGAGGGCGGCUUCGCCGGGUUUGGACCGAAGCAGCGCAGUCAGACCCCGCCUUCCCUGGGCGUUAUGGCAAUAAAGUCACCGCGACCCGGCAGCUUUAUAAUGAGCCCGUCCCCUUUGCCCCCCAGGAGCCCAAGGAGUGCAGCGCUCUUGGAAAGGAAGACCCACAAGGGAAGCAAAUGGGUGCGCAGUGCUCAAAGGCAAACUGAAAGCUCAGAGCUGCCAAGCACGAAAACAAAGAGGAAUUCAGGCCUGGAGCCAGGGAAGCAAAGCACUCAGACAGCCAAGCAGCAGCAGAGCGCUCUCAAAGGAGCCCAAAGCGAAGCAGCGCUGAAGCGCUCCGCUGGACGGAGGCCAUGAAGUCGUCCUGCGCUGCUGCCCCGCUCCUUUCUGCGCAGAACCACGGCGUCCUGCAGCCACGGCGGGGAGGAGCACAUCCAGCGUCGCCAGGAGGUGCACGUGGUGAUGGGCAACGAGGCCUGCGACCUGGACUCCACCGUGUCUGCCCUGGCGCUGGCCUAUUUCCUGGCAAAGAGACGACGUUCCUGCUGCGGGAGCACAGCAUUGCGGACUCCUCGCUCAUCUUCCGCGAUGAGAUCGACCUGGCGGGGCUGCACAGCGCCGGGCUGCUCUCACUGACCUUGGUGGAUCACCACGUCCUGCCCAGCGCCGACGCAGCCCUGGAGGAGGCCGUGGUGGACGUGCUGGACCACCGGCCGUUGGAGCGGGAGUGGGCACCCAGCUGCCAGCUCACGGUGGAGCUCGUGGGCUCCUGCGCCACGCUGGUGACGGAACGGAUCGCCCAGGGCCCCCCGGGUGUGCUGGACCGGACCACGGCGGCGCUGCUGCACGGCACCAUCCUGCUGGACAGCGUGAACCUGAGCCCCGCGGCCGGCAAAGUGACGCCCCGCGACGUGCGCUGCGUCUCCCUGCUCGAGUCGCGCUUCCCGGAGCUGCCGCCCCACGACAGCAUCUACGGAGCCCUGCAGGCAGCCAAGUUCAACGUCUCAGGGCUGACGACGGAGCAGAUGCUGCGGAAGGACCUCAAGACCGUCUCCGGUGAUGAACAAGUCCUCGCCACCAGCGGCAUCUACAUGGACAUAGAGCUCUUCCUGCGCCGCCCCGGUUUGCUGCAGGACCUGGAAGCGUUCUGCCAGGCUCGUGGCUACUCCGUGCUGGUGGCCAUGACGGUUUCCUUUAACGAGUGCUAUGAGCCCAAGCGGCAGCUGGCGGUGUACAGCCGGCACGAGGCCCUGCGCAGCACGGUGUGCCGUGCGCUGGAGGAGGCCACAACCCCGGCGCUGCAGCUGCAGGCCCUGCCCAGCCCCUGGCCCUGCAUCAGCGCCUACGCGCAGGGCAACACGCUGGCCUCCAGGAAGAAGGUGCUGCCCAUCCUGCGAGCCGCUCUGGGGGGGACGCCGGGCACCGCAGCAGGGAUGGAGGAGGAGGUGGCCCCCCCACCCACCCCGAUGAACAGCCUGGUGGAAGAGAGCCCGCUGGCGCAGGCUGUGCCCCCCAUCUGCCCCCAGGCUGUGCUGGAGCGGGUCAGCCGCAUGGCCGCCGAGCAGCCGCCCCCCGACUGCGACAAGUGAGGGGCCGAGGUGGCGCUGGGGUGCUGUGGGGUCCCGUCCCCAGCACGGAGCCGCUGCUUCCUCUGAGCCCGGCUGGCUGCCGCAGCCCCCUCCUCACUGCCGACUGCCCCAGUGCCCCCCCUUCCCACCGGGGUUGGUGCUGUGGGGCCGCAAGGAGCCGGGCAGCACACGGCCCACGAAGGCACUGGGGCUCUUAAGGGAUUCUUCCCCUCCUGGCCAUUGGGGGCUGAAGUGCCGCAGCUGGGCACGCGGCUGCCUGGAGGCCGUUAGCUGCCAGUUCAGUACUAAAUUUGCCUCUUCCCCCCCA
Centrocercus urophasianus (Greater sage-grouse) is the source of this 2064-nucleotide messenger RNA. RefSeq names its product prune exopolyphosphatase 1 (gene PRUNE1). NCBI's taxonomy places the organism in Eukaryota, Metazoa, Chordata, Aves, Galliformes, Phasianidae. Gene Ontology annotation, molecular function: exopolyphosphatase activity. Gene Ontology annotation, cellular component: cytoplasm. The record is from RefSeq and is a predicted model, not a curated record. Bases 522 to 1757 code for a protein of 411 amino acids. The transcript is spliced from 9 exons.